UAUACAAAAUUUUAAAAAAAUGGCGAUUGUCAAACGAAAAAGAAAAACAGAAGGAUAUUUUCAGCCUAUAUCUGUCAUAUUAGUGAAACUUUGGUAAUAAUGGACUUGAAUUUAACUUCUGAACGACAAAAGGCAUUAUCUGUAAGUAGUUUAGUUGACGAAGACGAUACGAAAGACAGUAAACAACCGUUAGCACUCUCAGAGCAUCAUCGGGAAGUGAGUCGAAGUUUAUAUUUAUCGCCAAACGUCAAACCGAUUAGUCCUGUAGAGGUUAUAGCUGAUGCUCCAUUGAAAUCAAAUUCACUACCAAAACGUAAAAAGAGGUCGCGACCAAGCUUUAAAUCUGUAAUCAAUCUUAUGAGUCGCAUUAAAAAUUCUUCAAGUGCUGAAAAAACCACUGUGGAGAGCGGUGGUCCAAAAGGAGGAUGGACACCUUCAAUGCCGCGGAGGAGUGGGACAUCAAAUGGGAAACAGACAAGUGAUUCAACAUCUCGCUUCCUUCUGAACCGCCCUACUAAUAGUGUGUGGAGCGUUGUGCCUGGAACUGUUGGUAUCCCAAAUCUUGGAAACACUUGUUUUAUGAAUGCUGUGAUACAGUGUCUAAGUAACACUGAUUGGUUUUCCAGGUACUUUAUAACAAAGCAAUACAAGGAUGACAUGAAAAGUAAACCAUUUUCUAAAAAGUUUGCCAUUCAAAAGAGUGAUGUUGCAGAACAGCUAGGGAAAUUAUUAGAAUGUCUGUGGCAUAAUAGCUUAAGUGGUAUUGGAGAUGUAUCAAGUGGUUUCAAAAGCAUUGUAGGGAAGAACAACAGUCAGUACAAGGGAACAGAACAACAUGACUCUCAGGAAUUUUUUCUUUGGCUUCUAGACCGACUAAAUGAGGACAUUUUUACUAGCUACAAGAAAAAAGAGAAGACAAAAAGGCUUAGCACAUCAGAAAUCUCUGAUGAGACUGCAGCCAAAGAGGUGAUGCAGCAGAACAGUGGGUGUAUGCUGUACAAUCUGUUCCAGGCCCUCUACAGAUCCUCACUGCAGUGUCCAAAAUGUCAGAAGCUUAGCAAUACAUUCGAAUCCUAUCUAUGUCUUUCCUUGCCAUUGCCUGUUCGUACCUCGAGGCCAGUAUAUGUGAUCUAUGUUGCCAGAGACAUUGAACCGAUGCAGAUUAAAAUUGGAUUAACGUUAAAUGUGCAUGACACUAUCAGGGAAUUAAGGGACUCGAUAGCUUCCUCAAUGAAAAUUUCUCCAUCAAUGAUUGUGCUGUGUCAGAUAUUUGAAGAUGGUUUCAAGAGUCGAUAUUGUGAUGACCAGCCCCUUACAGAUAUAUCAGAGAGUGAGCCUGUGUAUGCCAUCGAAACCUUGCCCCCACCAAGUCAGGACAGCAGCUCCGAGGAAUUUGAGUCUUCCUACACACAGUUGAUUGUUGUCAACACAGAAAGGAGGUCAUCCCCUACCAGAUAUGCACGGUUUUGUGCUCCUGUAAUUCUGUGUGUACCUAGAGACAUAGACUACAGGAGUCUGCAAAGGAAAAUUCUUCAUGCAAUUGGAGAAUGUGUACGGGAAGGACUCUUGGCACAGAAGUUGGAUGUGUUAUUUCGCUUGCGUCUUGUGGAUGAGUUUUCUGGAAAAAGAUACUACUUACAAGAUGACCAAGAAAUCAUGCCUCUUUUUACACAAGCAGUUGAAAGUGCUCUUACAUAUGGAGCUGAAUAUGGCCCUCAACAUUUAGAACUUGUUGCAGAAUGGGAACCGGCUGUUAAAGAAAGAGUAAUUAUCAAGGACAAUGAUGUGAUUCAUGAAGAUCCGAGUGUGAAGAAAGUUCGCGCGACCCAGCAGCAGCCAUUAAAAGUCUCCCUAGAGGAAUGCCUCCAGCUGUUUACCCGGGAUGAAAAGCUGAGUGGUGAUGAUGCGUGGGAAUGUCCACACUGUCACAAGCAGCAGAAGGGAGCCACAAAGACUAUUGGGCUGUGGUCGCUACCCGAUGUAUUGGUCAUCCAUCUCAAACGCUUCAGACAGGUUGGCCUACGCAGAACCAAGCUGAGUACCCUGGUGGACUUCCCUGUCAGAGACCUCGACAUGUCACCGCAUGUUGUGAGGCGACAUUACAAUGAUGGAGAUGGAACAGAAAUGGUUUAUGAGCUCAGCGGUGUCCUAAAUCAUUAUGGCAACAUGCAGGGCGGCCAUUAUACAGCUUUUUGCAAGAAUCCAGUGGAUGGUAAAUGGUAUGAGUUUGAUGACUCCAAGGUCAAGCCAAUGGCUGAAGCUGAAGUGAAAACCUCCUCUGCUUACUUGUUAUUUUACCAGAGGAAGGGUGUGAUGAAUAGUGUACGAGAGGACCUAGAGACCGGCUAUCACUGGAUCUACAAACUGUAUCCCAAUGCAUUCAAAAGUGUAACUAAAAAUCUAAACAGAAACUCCAAUAAUUCACAGCCAACAGAAAACAUCAUUGACCAAGAUAUUCCUCCCCAUCUAACCUCUCCUGAGCAUUCUCCUCUGAUCAAAAUCCAUACCCCACCAAAUCGUGUUCACACCUCCCCUGCUAAAACUCAAGAUGGCACUCUCCAAAGAUCCGACUCAGAACCUAGCAUUUGUAGAAACGAUGUCAAACACAUCAAAACAAACUCAAAUUUAGAAACGACAGAUUAUUUACCUGAUAAAGCGUGGAGAAAUGAUGAGGCUAGUGAUGUACUAGUGAGGCCAAGUCAACUGAAGACCACACAGAAAAAAGCAGAUGUGCAAAGGGAGGCCGUUUUUACAGCAAAGAGUGACAUAAACAAUAAGAAACCAUACGAUCAUAACAAAUACACAGAAAAAAGAAGGGAGCAAUCAUCCCCAGUAAAACAGCCCCUGCCAGCAGAAAGCAAUGAGAGGAAGCAUGCUGUUAGUAGUGGACUGACUGUUAAGUUGCCAGACAAAGAAGUCUUCAUUGUCAGACAGAAUCACAAAACUGGUCAGACAACAUAUGAACCUUUCAAGACACAUGUUGAAAAUCAUGCUCAUCUUGAGAAUCAGGCUAAACAGAGGAAUAUUUCUCAUAGCAAUGGAAGCUCCACUGGUAAACAAGACCCAGAGGAGAGAAGAAUCUCAGCUUCUCAGAAUAGACAUGUAAGUGACCAUCAAGAUGACGUGGAUGUGCCAUUAGGGCCAAGGUCAUUCCCUCCUUCCAUUCCAUCAAGAAUUGUGUCAACAAAUGACAAUUUUUCUCCACAUCAUGGCAGUGUGUGGCCAAAUAAAGAUGAACCCCUUUCACCAAUUGAUUACAACAGGCAACUGUCUAAUCCAGCACGGAGUGGAUAUGUUGCAAAAGAAGCUGCUAAAAAGCCACAAUUCAAACGAAGCAAAAGCCAAAUAAGAUACCAUGAGCUGGAACAAAACUCAAUAAAUGACCUAAAAAGCCAAGGUGUUGAUUCAAGAAAUAGCAUUACAACAAACAAUAAAUUUGCCACCAUUGCUCGGGUAAACCAGAGGGUCCAUGAGGGCGAGCUCAGUGAUUCCCCAGUUGUGAGAUCAUUGACAGACAGCAGCCUCAUCCAGAAUGCCAUUGCUCCCAUCCACCGCAACAAGCAGGAGAAUAUUGGAGUACCACCCAGACAGAUCGUGGAGAUAACGGACUCCAUCCCCAGCUCACCCCACCUCCACCAGGCCGGCUCUAGGAGACCAGUAUACGACGGUGUCCAGCAUACAGACUCCAUCUCUUUCGUGGAGGGUUUCCCCCGUUAUCAGCCCCACAAACAUUACCGGAAAACCCCCAACAGAGAGGAGCAGGAUAACCUUAAAAAGGAGAAACUCUACUCGCCCUGUCUGAAAGAGUCGUCAGUGUAAACAAAUGAACAUGUUUUUUAAAAACAAUCGAGUACAGAACUGUUUUAGUAUUUUGAUUUUGUUAGCUAUUUUACAGUUUUGUUUUUUGUCAUAUUAUCAGAUUUUGUCUUUACUAGAUUUGAUUAAAAACAUAUAAGUAACUUGAAUUUAAUAGCACUGUGAAAUUUCAUCUUAUUAAUAACAUUGUCAUAAAGAUUGAUUUCAUUUUUUCGUAACUUUUAUCAUAACUUGUAUUAAUCUUCAUUGUAAAUGGAAGUUUAAUGACUUAAACAGUAUUGUUUUUAUAGAUAUUGAGACAAUUCAGCAUCAUCUUAAUUAGUGCAUUAUUUUCACUCAGUGUUUAUUAGAUUUGAAUGUUAAGUAAAAGAAUAAUUACCAGGAUAUUACUAGUACCGGUAAUCUCAGAAAAAUGUUUGUACUUUAGAUAAAUAAUCUAAUUGAUUUAGAUUAUGAAAUUGAAAUGGAGCUUAUAAACAUAGCUAUCUUGUAUCAUGUUUUAAAAGUAAAUAAGUGGUCAACAGAUGUGCAAUUUUAAAAAUGCAUUGAUUUUACCUUAUGAACUACCUACCAUAUAAUACGAUUCGUAGUUGGAUUAAGGUACAAAAUUCUUGCAGUUAUCUACUACACAAGUUUAGGUGUUUGUAUCAGUUUGUGUAACGGAACAGUUUUGAUUGUCAUCUAAAGGAUGAAGUAAGUAGACCAGUUUUUUUUGUUUUUAAAGUAAUGUAAAUACAGCUAUUGCACCUUUUGUGAUUUAAAAAUUUUCAGCCUCAAUGUGCAAGGUUGUAUACUACUUAAAGAUUUGUUCUGGAUUUGUAUUGUUUUGUUUUUGUUUGUUAUUAAUUAUAUAAUUAUAAUAGCAUAUAUAUUAUAUGGUUAGUGACAUUUUUAUUUUAUGUAUUUUGGAUUCCUGAUGUUGUGAGAAUGUGGUACAGCAUUUGAACAGAUUAUAGACAAGUUAGGACUUGUUAAUUGUUUUUGGUGGUAUAUUAUACAACGAUGAUUAAUUGUACAAGAUGUUUAUAAUAUGCUUUGCAGCAAAAUCAAAGACUGAUAUCAUUUUCAUUUCAUCCAUGUUUAGGUAUGGUAACUAAAUGUACUGUUAUUGUGUCAGAUUUGUAGCAAUAGAACUGGCGAAAAAACAGUCUUGGUGAAUUCCAGAAACCAAAUACUAAAUAUUUUGAUGGGAUAGUGCACAGAAGGUUUGUUUGUGCAUUUCUUUAGUAAUCUAUGUUCAGUUGGCUUGCUAUAGGAUGCUCAGAUCUUUCGGCCUACUGUUAUACAUGUAUUAUUAUGUUUAGAGCAGAAAGUGCAGGGUUGGUAAAGAGUUAAUCCAAUGGGUUGAAACUUUCACUGUUUAUUGUGCAAUAUUUAAGUGCUUUGUUACUUUUUGAGUUAUCUCGUAAUUUAUAUUAAGGGUUCUAGAUUGCUAAAUCAGUUGGAGAUAGCUUGCAUCUAAAACAUUCCAUUGUAUAAACAUAUAAAUCAUUAUUACACAUAAAGUUGUGAAGUUGUUGUGAUAUUUCUAUACAAAUUUAUGUCGUUCUUGUAUAGGACAGUUUAUGAAUCAUAAAUGGCAUUAUCAUUACUUGUACAGUAGAUACACUUGCUGCAUUUUCUUAUUUUCACUCAGUUCUUGUUCACAUUUUUAGAUGUCAGAUUGGUGCAUUGAUUACUAUGAUCCUUAUAUCAUUCCACAUUUAAAAGGUUGUGUCCUUGAUAUUUUCUGGGUUUUAAAAUAUUUUUUACAUUAAAUUUUGGCUAUUUUAAGAUAUACAUGUAUAUUAGAAGAAGAAUUAUCUGAUUGAAAAUGAUCAAGAUUCCACAAUGCAUCAAUUAUUGUAGUUUACAUGUAUGUUUUAAAAGAAUUGUGUAAUUGUAUUGGAGUAUUCUUUUUCCAGAGCACAUUCCAUGUGCAUGACAUUGCAAUCUCUCUGCAAUAAUUAAGCAUUAUUUCAAAACUUUUUAUCUAUUGAAGCAUAUAUUGUAAGAAGCUGUAGAAUAACUGGCACUUCAAAAACAUAUUAAAAAUCAGGGAGACUUUAUCUUUAGGCUGUAGCUUACACAGUCCAUUGUAUUAUCAUUUUAUUUUCGCUAUGAUAUCGGAUUAUUUAAUAAUGUUCAGUGGUAUAUAUGCAGACGUUAAAUUUUUUCCACCAAAAAUUCCAAUUGUAAAUUCAUUUGCAAAUUUAAAGUUUUGAAAAUUUAACAUACUAAAUGUACAUAAAACAAUUACUCAUAAUUGUCUUCCCUUUAUGAAGGGGAUGGAAUGAGAACAUGGUUAAGAUAUAAGUAAACAUAUCAAGGAUAUCAACCUGUAAUCAAGGGUUAAGUUCACUCUCUUGUUUAUAACUUUCUUAUUUAAUUAUCUCAACUAAUACAAGUAUGGUUGACAUUGUUAUUACGAGGAAUAUGGGUAGGAAAGACAAUUUUAUAUAAAUGACGGUGCCAUAUUGGAAUAUUUGUUAGCUCCCUUGUACCAUAGUUAAACAUGAAAUGAUUGUACCAGGAAUAGGCCCAGAUCUACAUGUAGGUCAUGUUGUAGUGUUUACCAAUAUCUCAGUGUUUUAUAAGAUGUUUUAUUUCUGCCAGUCAGAUAAACUUUAUUAAGCGGGUAUCAAUUUGUAUCUAAAGAUUUUUACCACUAACAAUUAAUUUAAGUCAUUCCAACUUUCCUCUGAAAAUUGUUUGGUUUAACCACUGGAGCCACUUUUAAAACAUUGUUUGUGUGCCCUCUUCUGACCAAUUGAGGAAAUGUAGCCAACUCCAAAUAUUUUUAUUUACCUUCUGAGAAUUCUCUUUUCUUUUUUUUCAUUUGAAUACUGGGUAGAUUUGAAGAUCUAGGUUCAUUUAAGGAAUGCAUGGUUUCAAGUUGUUCAUGUAUUUUUGAAGAAUAAAUAAUAUAAAUAAGAAUGAGUCUCCCUGUCUACCAACCCAAAGCUUGAACACCAAGUUUGGGGAGACAUACAAUUUAAAAUUCUUUAAAAGUGGCCUGACAUAUACAACGCUGUAUCUUCAGUUUUAUAUAGGUAGACAUUCCAACAUUGUUAUUUGUUCUGUUGGUUGAUAUCUCUUAUUGAUGACUCAUUCCACAUUUUGUUGAAUUCACUUUGUCAAACUUUAGUGAUGUACAUACCAGAACACAUGUAAAUGUAUGACAAGGAAAUAAAUAGAAAUAAUGAAAUUUA
Messenger RNA from Magallana angulata, 7007 nucleotides. RefSeq names its product ubiquitin carboxyl-terminal hydrolase 31-like. Gene Ontology annotation, molecular function: cysteine-type deubiquitinase activity. The record is from RefSeq and is a predicted model, not a curated record. The transcript has 11 exons. Lineage: Eukaryota; Metazoa; Mollusca; Bivalvia; Ostreida; Ostreidae. Gene Ontology annotation, biological process: protein deubiquitination. Bases 100 to 3819 code for a protein of 1239 amino acids.